Messenger RNA from Aspergillus viridinutans, 471 nucleotides. RefSeq lists its product as uncharacterized. The transcript has a single exon. The record is from RefSeq and is a predicted model, not a curated record. Lineage: Eukaryota; Fungi; Ascomycota; Eurotiomycetes; Eurotiales; Aspergillaceae. The coding region runs from base 1 to 471 and encodes 156 amino acids.
AUGAAUGACCAGCAGAAUAUUCCAAUACAGCUCUUCGGCCCAGUCCUCAUCACAAUGGAUCCAUUCGCUCCGCCACAUCCUCUCCUUGUCGCAGGAGUGUGGGAGUUCACUGAUCUUGAGAUCAGCACCGACAUGCUCCUGGCUCUAAGCUCUCUUCCUGCCAUUCAGAACAAACGAGGGCUUAGCUUCUGCCUCUCCUGGACGGGCCGUGGGUUUCUCGAGGACGCUGUUACCUCCGGCCUCAUGGUUGCCGUUGAACAUCUCGGUGCCAAAGUGCCCUUUGUCUUUGAGCAUCAUCCGGACCUCUUUAAUGCGACUGAGCUACCACGAUUGCAUUUAAGUCUGGCAGAUCAUCUAAUUCGGAUACUACUCAGUCUACUGCGUGUCUACGUCCUUGUCAUUGAGGUUUCACUCAUCCUACUGGUUGCAUUGCGACGCUCACUGAAGAAAUUUUACCUCCCGAAAAAGUGA